UUGUGAUUGAGUUUUCCAUGAUAUGUAGGUGUUCCAACAAAUUGCAACUCCUUGUACAACCAAAGUCUGGUAUUGUAGCGGAGUGAAAUAAAAAUUUCCCAGCUGAACUAAUGGCCAAAUUUGAUAUUGCAUUGUAAUGAACUGAAGAAAUGAGUUCAUUUUUAAGGCUGAAAUUUUUAGUUCAUUUGAGAUCUAGAAUUACAUUGGGUUUGCAUAAAACUAGGUCUCUACUUCAAAAUGAGUGCAAACCUAAGACUAUUUUAGGACCUACAAUUAUCAGCACAACUUUUUAUAACCUACAUAAGGAUGAAGUAAAUUUUAACCCCUUUGGGAAAAGUAGUCGAGAAGUUGAGGAAGAAGUCAUAAAUAAAGCCUUCAGUAAUCCAGAACCUGAAUUGUUGGAACUCAUGGAAGUUCUCGAAAAAUGUAUCAUUGAAUCAUGCGCCCAAUAUAGAAUUUGCUUGAAAAAACAAAUUGAAAUAAUCGAGAAGUCUUCAAGGAGUGGUAUUUACUCGGAUUACUUAGAUGAGUUGCCCGAAUAUCGUACCCUGGCUUAUGAUCUAAACCAUGAGCUAAAUAAUUACAUAGUUCUCCUUAAAACUGUUGGGGAAAUGACCUACCAACAUUUAAUCAGUUCUGCUAAGGGAGAAUCGAUCAAAAACAUUAAUUUGAUCAGUGAAAAAUAUAAAAAUUUAGAAGUAUUGCUGCAGAAACAAUUAGAUGAGAAUAGAAAGUUCGAAUUUGAACUGAACAAUGCAAAUCGUAUUAUGAUAAUGAACACCAAAGCUGAUUAUUGAAAAAAGUAAUCCAAGAUGAGUACUCAAAGAGGUAAUGCCAGCCGACAGAGAGCCCAAAAAUAUAAGAACACAACAGCCUUCAAAAACACUAUGCAUGACAAAAGUGAUAAAACAAAAAUGAUAAACAGUUUACAAAUCAAUGAUGUAUGUACACGUUGCAAGGAGGUUAUCGCAUGGAAGAUCAAAUACAAAAAGUAUAAGCCUCUAACGCAACUCAAAACUUGUGUUGCUUGUGGGGAGAAAACAGUCAAAAGAGCAUAUCAUGUGAUGUGUGUGAAGUGUGGCAUAAAAACUGGAAAAUGUACAAAAUGUUGCAAAUCUGAAGAAGUUGUUGAAGUCACAGUUGAAGAGAAACCAUUCAAAGUAGACAGGGAAAUGAGGUUUAUAAUCAAAGAAUUACCAGAAAGACGAAGAAGAACUUUUAAUAGAUAUAUGGAAAAGAAGAUGGAAGAAAAGUUGAGUAAUGAGGAACUUAAAGAGGAUUUACUGAAGAAAUUAGAAGCCUUGAAAGUUGAUGAUAAGGAUGAUGAGGAUGAUGAUUUUGGGUUAAGUGAUGGAGGAGAAUCUUUAGAAUGUGAAUCCUCAGAAGAUGAAUAAAAAUUAUCAUUGAACAAA
This is a messenger RNA of Harmonia axyridis, 1412 nucleotides long. RefSeq lists its product as uncharacterized. The transcript has 3 exons. Bases 813 to 1394 code for a protein of 193 amino acids. NCBI's taxonomy places the organism in Eukaryota, Metazoa, Arthropoda, Insecta, Coleoptera, Coccinellidae. The record is from RefSeq and is a predicted model, not a curated record.